Centropristis striata (black sea bass) is the source of this 3586-nucleotide messenger RNA. RefSeq names its product solute carrier family 25 member 16 (gene slc25a16). Gene Ontology annotation, cellular component: mitochondrial inner membrane. The coding region runs from base 256 to 1224 and encodes 322 amino acids. Gene Ontology annotation, biological process: transmembrane transport. NCBI's taxonomy places the organism in Eukaryota, Metazoa, Chordata, Actinopteri, Perciformes, Serranidae. The record is from RefSeq and is a predicted model, not a curated record. The transcript has 11 exons.
AUUAACGUGCGCCUGUUUUAGCUGAAAAGGUGAACGAAGAGCUUUUCGGUGCGGUACCGCUCGGGGUCCAUGUUACCGGUACAAUUUAACGGCCAGGAUUAUCCGGACGAAGAAACGUUAUCAGGGAAACUCAGCCAGGGAGAAGCAAGAUUUGUUGAAGAGAUUUCAUCGAGCCAACCUUCCAGUUUGCUGUUUCCGGGGCUCUCAUAGUUUUAAUUGUUUUCCAUGGGUGUGUCAGAUUCCUGAGCAGGGAGGAUGACCUCUGAGGCUGUGGUCUCUCCUGCCUCUCCUGCCAUCAGCAGCAGCACCCCUGCCAAUAGGGACUACCACUUUCUGCGCUCCUUUGUAGCAGGAGGUGUUGCAGGAUGUUGUGCCAAGACGACCAUUGCUCCUUUGGACAGAGUCAAGAUUCUUCUUCAAGCCCAGAACUCCCAUUACAAACAUCUGGGAGUGUUUUCUACUAUCAGAGCUGUGCCAAAGAAAGAAGGCUACCGCGGCUUGUACAAGGGUAAUGGGGCAAUGAUGGUCAGGAUAUUUCCUUAUGGAGCCAUCCAGUUCAUGGCCUUCGACAAGUAUAAAAAGCUGUUAAGCAAACAGGCUGGGAUCUCUGGACACAUCCACCGCCUCAUGGCAGGAUCUAUGGCAGGAAUGACUGCGGUGAUAUUCACCUACCCUCUGGAUGUUGUCCGAGCCAGACUGGCCUUCCAGGUGACAGGAGAGCAUCGCUACACUGGAAUCAUCAAUGCCUUCCACACUAUCUACCUUAAGGAGGGCGGCGUCCUGGGCUUCUAUAGAGGACUCACUCCGACACUUAUUGGAAUGGCUCCUUAUGCAGGUUUCUCAUUCUUCACUUUUGGCACCCUGAAGAGCCUCGGUUUGAAACAUUUCCCCGAGCUGCUGGGACGCCCCUCCUCCGACAACCCCGAUGUCCUCAUUCUGAAAACCCACGUUAACCUGCUCUGCGGGGGGGUCGCCGGUGCCAUCGCUCAGACAAUAUCGUACCCUUUGGAUGUGGCGAGGAGAAGAAUGCAGUUAGGAGCCGUGCUUCCUGACCAUGAGAAAUGUGUAUCACUGACCAAGACACUAAAGUAUGUGUAUAACGAGUACGGGAUCAAGAAGGGAUUGUACCGAGGCCUUUCUCUCAACUACAUCCGCUGCGUCCCCUCCCAGGCUGUGGCCUUCACCACCUAUGAGUUCAUGAAGCAGACCCUGCAUCUCAACUAGUCUUUUCCUGUCCGCUCCAAGUCAUUAAGCAGAUCGACCUCAGUGCUUCCAUCGUAGAGCCAGCUACAUCUCACACUCUUAUGGGAAUCAUCGCCUGAAAAAGGAACAUAAGAGAGUAAGGCACUCCACGUCUAUCCUGUUUCAUUCUAUCUUCCUGCUGUUGUGAGUCACCGCCUCUAAAGAGAAGAUUUACUCAAACGCACGGCAUGUGGCUUGAAUUUGAGCGAGUCUCUCAUCAGUAGAUGCAGCAGGUCAGCGGCUCGGUUGGUUGGAUGACUCGUGGGGGGACGAUGUGCUCUUAACCAACAGCACAACAACCUCCUGUUUGUUUAGAAGCCCCAUACACACACAUGCUCAUAGUCUCACUUCUCAUCUUUCUUGUGCAAACAGCUUAAAAUGAUCAAGUUAGUUAAAUUAAAUUAGUUUCUUUUCCAUAACUUUAUGUACAAAGAAGGGAAAUAAGUGAUAUGCAUUUUUUUAAAAGUAUAUCAGCCCUUAACAUUUAAAUUUAACACAUUUUCUUAUUGUUUAUUACAUCUUUCUUUUGUUUGAUCGUCUUUUUACCAUCUUGGUAAUGAGAAGUUUAAGCACUGAUGAAAUAAGCUGAUGAUUUGUCAUUUUCAGUGUCUUUAAAUUGACGGUGCAGGUUUUCGAUGCAGUAACUUUAGGAGAAGUUGCUGUUUCUGCGUCUUUGCCUUCUACACAAAUCUAAAAUCAAUACAGUUAAGCUACUGUUUUGUUAUUUUAAGAUGCAGUUACUGAGGUGGUAAAUUAUCUUAGUUCACGACAACUCAACAUUUUUGUUGCUGAAAUGUUGUUUUUUUUAUGUUGGUAAAUGUGCCCUCAUAUUUUAGUCUGUAGCUUUUCUCAGCUGUGAUCAGAAAUGUUUUCUUAGUUUAAGAUGUCAGCAUUUUGACAUAAUAUGGAUGUAGGUGUGACAUGUGGGAGGGUCGUGAAAGGACUCAGGAGAAAUUUGCACUUCACCACUGUAGCUCUUUUCAUUUAUUUAUUGAUUUAAUGACCUGUUGCCACUGGGUGGCAGCAUUGAAUAUAAAUUUUGUUGUUUACAAUCAGAGCUGAACACAACAUUCAUAAACAUUUCAUACAAGUCUUAACAAAUACAAGUCAUGGUAGGAUAUUUGGAUUUUUUAUGUUAUUUUGCUUAACAAUGUCAAGUUGUCAAAUAGUUUGUAUAUUAUAUGCAUAUAUAUUUCAAUUACUCUGUAGAGCUACUGAAUGACUGUCUUCAAUCAUUACUGAAUGAAAUAGUCUUUUAAUCACUUUUGAACAAAUGUUUAUGUGCGCCUCAUCAGUUUGUAACCUCCUUUUUUCAGCCUUUUGCCUUCUUCUGCAUUGGAUGUCUUACUUCACCAGAGUUCAUUAUUCUGUUGGAGUUAUUUUGCACGCUUUCAGUGGAUGCUUGUAGAUCUCUGGCAGAAAGGGCAGAAAAGUUCCCAAACUUUUUGACUUGUGAGCCCUUUAAAUGAAGCUGUGUAAGACCAGUCAUCACAGAUUUAAAAAAAAAAAUCUGUUUCUGAUAUUUAUUAACAGCAUUAAUUGGCAAUUCUGUGUCAAAUCAGACAUUUAGCACCCCAUGUAGCCUGAGUGAAAUCAACUCUGUUUCACAACCACAUUUUUCUACUACUGCGACGUAAAAAUUGACAAUCGGGUUCACCAGCAUAAGAUAUAUAUGUAAAAAUAUAUAAAUAUCCAAGACGUGAUGAUCAUGCCAUGCAAUGGCUGAAUUAGGGUUUCAUCUUUGCAGUAUAAGUUGAGGCAACAAGUGAUGUUCCCUCUAAAUAUCCAAAAAUUGUUUCCUUUGAAUAAUUACUGGAGGCCUGAAGAGAUUAAAUUGCAAAAUAUUUCACAAAAAGAAAAAGUCCAAACACUCAAACACAUACAUCAAACGACCACUUUAUCCAACUGUACCAGCCUGCCUGAGCUUAAGAGUAUAAUCACACACACGCACUGGUGAUACGUGACAACUGCCAUUGAGGAAACAAAAUAAAGUUUUCUGUGACAUUUCUGCUUUUUAUGGUGCCACUCAUUCAGCAACAGUACUGCUUGUUUGAUUUCAAAUACAUGAUUCAUUAUAUUCUGCUGUUCUUAAUAAUAUUUGCUAUGAGAGCGAAUGUUCCUGCAGCUCACUGCAACAGAUUAUUAUCUAAGAGAGGGAAGAUGUUGCACUGUACUACUUUUUCAAGCUGUUAGAUGUGACUGAAAGAAGAUGAAAAUUACUGAACAAUGAAAAUGCCAUUUUUAUUUUGGUCAGUUUUAUUUUCUGUGUUUGUAUGUGUUCAAUUUUGUCUGCUUGCUUUUUAUAAGCAGAGUCUGAGUGACAUUACAUGUUCUUAAAACAGCA